AUGUCGGCGCCCUACUGGGGCAAUCUGUCCCCCUCGGGCCAGGGCCAAACCAAAGCUCGUCGCUCGUCCCUACUGGAUGACCAAGUCGCUUCGCGGGAACGCCCCUCAUCAUUGGAUGCUUCGGCAGAGGGACGGUCACGAUCGAAUCGUUUCUCAAUCCAGACUACAAAAUCAGACGCCCCCACCGACUCUACUCUGAGCCCCUUUGCGUCGCCCACUGCGUCUAGCUUCACCCCAACCGGUCUUACCCCUCGACCCCCCUCUCUGCCCUACGGCGCCACGCAGUACCCUCCCGAGUUGUUGGAAAACCGUCGACGACGCAGAAGCCAAGGUCACGAGCAAGACGAGAGCUAUGCUUCUAUAGCAGGCAAGCCCCCGCCCGCCGCUCCCGACGUGCCGCGCACCGUCCCCUCUUUCAACUAUCCUCCUGUCGGUUCUCGCCGGCAGCCAUCUCAAUCGUCUGCCUCGUACUCUGGAAGCGACCAAUACCAUAGAAAGAUGGCGGCCGAGGAGCACCUGCGCACGUCCCAGCAGCUAGCGGUGGACAAGACCAGACAUUCACACAAUGACCCCGCUGUUCCACGCUCGCACAGGGUACCGACGGACCAUAGUCUUGCUGCCAUGGACGCUGCUCCUGCUAACGGUGGUCGGCAGCAGCGGAGGACGUCUGCCGCCGAGCAGUCCUUGCACCUGAGUUCAAGGAGGACGUCCGCACAGCGACCAAAAGCGGUCGCGGACCGCUCGCCCCUGCAACAGCUCGAGUCAGCCCUCGACAGCAUUUCGAAGGAGGAUAAACGUGCUCGUGUAGAAGCUGCGGAGAGGGCUGCUAGGGAAAGAGCUGCCGCGGCGGCGGCGGCGACGACGACGGCAGCAAAUGGUGCGAUCCAGCGGGAGGAGAAUGCAUCUCAGGGGGGGCGUGCCCGGGCCCGUCGAUCUUCUAUGUCGGCUAAAGACGCUCCUCCGGCCGCUUCCGACCAAACAGUUGGCAUUCGGCGCAAUCUCAGCUUCCGCGAGCGCGCAGCCAGGAAUGAUAUCAAGUUGCCAGAUGCUCUUGAGGACGUCGCUACCACCACGCCCCCAGGCCGCCGGCAGAGGAGAGCCAAGAAAUAUCAGGGCGACCCGUGGCCGAGGAGAGUCUCCGACCCCGAAUCGAUCUUUAAUGCCGAUGACUUGCCGGCUCAGAGCCAGUCGACCCAGCGUACCUUCAACGACAGCCUCGACGGAGAAAGUCUGCGGGAUGAAGAUCUGCUGGCCUACCCUGCUUCUGGCAAAAUAACCAGGACGCCGAGCCAAAAGAAGGCAGAUCAGAUCCUCGGCCGUGGUGUUGAUGUUCCCGCCCCAAGCGCCCACAACGCUCCUCGGCAGGGACAACACAACGUGCUGAGGAAACCGAUGCCGCCUUCAGCAGCAGCCGCGAACCCUCCUCCUCACGGCCCUGCGAAUGACCGUGUCGAGCAUGCCCCCGAGACGCACCAGCGGGCCGAGGAGCAUCAUCAGAUCUCCGAGGCCGAUUUCAGUGCGCGUGAACAGCUGCUGCGGCCCGGCCAGGGCAUGUACAAGCCCAAGCCGUACCUCGAAGAGUGGAAGCAUGCCACUGUCGGUGCGUUGACCGGUGCCCUUAUAGACAUCGACAACGAGGUCAUACAAAACCCGUCUGGACAGCACGGCUCAAGACGAGACGCCGCGUCGCUGCAGCGACGCAGCAACAACACGUCCACGUCGGUGUCGGUGUCGGUAAGGCCCCGCAAAGGAGAGGCGUAUGCAGGAGAGUAUGAUGAGAGAGUCAACGGUAUGAGACCCCCUACUGCUCAGGCCAUAUACCCCAGCAUUGCCGAGGUGCAGAACGGCGAGUUCCGCUUCCCGUCGCAAAGCGAUCUCAGUGUCCGUAGCGGUCUCCCGUUCGAACCUCAACAUCUUGCCGCUGCUCCUAGAAAGUCCAAAGGCCGUUCGAAGCGCUGGGAUGACUUGCGUCCCCUGAGCCCAAGCCCCCCUGGUGCAAGUGACUCCACAGACAGUCUCGAGUGCUUUUCGCUGCGCAGCAAUGAUGCCACGCUUUCCCGGCAGACUCUGAUUUAUUCCCGUACAUUUUACCCCAGUCCCCCUCAAAUUCUCUGCCCCUGA
Molecule: messenger RNA, 2121 nt
Organism: Thermochaetoides thermophila DSM 1495
Lineage: Eukaryota; Fungi; Ascomycota; Sordariomycetes; Sordariales; Chaetomiaceae
Exons: 1
Coding region: 1-2121 (706 amino acids)
Source: RefSeq, a predicted model, not a curated record